GUCUCAAUCGUUUCCUCUGCAUCUUCACAGCAUAAGUACCAUGAAGUUGCUGGUGGUUUGUGUGAUUUUCUUGGCUGUUUCUGUCUAUGGAGCCAGUAUUUUAGAUUACCUGACAGUGAGUGCUGAGAACCGCGAGGAUGAUACUGAAAGUGACAAUGAGAAAAGCUGCGAAUGCGAGGGUUUUUCCUGCUCGUGCUGCGUCGACUUCAACAUGUCCCUGAUUGACCUAGGAGGUCCAGGCUGCGUCAGACUCACCUACAUCUCCCCGCAGGAAGGUAUCGGCAUCAACGUCUCCUACGGAGACAGUCUCCUGCACUCCAACGUGGUCAGAGGCACAAAACCCGAACCCACAUGCCUCAACAUCUUCGCCAAAUUGGCUUCGAUGUGCGCCAAAUUCACAGAAUUCGUCCCCACGGCCGAAGGGAUGCGAGCCUGUGUCCAGAUGGAACCCAAUCUUCUGGGUGAGGCGCAGCUUGAACUUCCCAUUGGAUGCUUCCUCAUGACUUCGCAGGGCAUGGAAGUGAUUGAGGAGGAGGAAGAAGGAUCGGAGAAAAAAGACGAAGAAGAAGAUAAGAAAGAAGAUUCCCCAGAGAAACCCCCAGAAGAUGCUCCUUCAUCAACCCAAAAACCCGAAACCAUCAUCGGUGACCUCACAGCUGAAGACAUCCUCAAUGUCGUCAGUGAAUCUGCAGACAAGGGAAUCUCCAUGAUUUCCAGCUGGCUCGGACUCAACCUCGAAGAAACCAAAAACGACACAGAGACGAGCUCAGCUGCCCCCACGGAAGCCCAGGAGUGAUUGAAAAAUGCAAUAAAUUUUAGUGUCUUACAGUUUAUUUAUUCUGGAAUCAA
Molecule: messenger RNA, 849 nt
Organism: Phlebotomus papatasi
Lineage: Eukaryota; Metazoa; Arthropoda; Insecta; Diptera; Psychodidae
Exons: 2
Coding region: 41-796 (251 amino acids)
Source: RefSeq, a predicted model, not a curated record